AUGGCGACCACUUCGCAGUACAUUCAAUUGGCAAAGGCACUGCCGCCACGCCUUCAGCGGUUUUUCGCGAGAUACCCCCCGGCUUCCAUCAUCAACCCAGCUGCCUCUGGAGAGCUACCUCAGACCGCCUACCAAAUAGAAGCACCGAAUCCUUUCCUCGCGACGAAGCACCCUGUUACUGGAAAAUGGCACGAUCCCAAAUUCUCGCUGAGGAGGCAGGCAGAGCUGGUGAAGCUGGCUAGGGAACACGGCGUUGAGGAGCUGCUCCCAUACACACCCAAGAAGACCGAGGAGCGGAUACGGCACCGUGUCGAACACGGUCUGAGAGUUAAGGGAACUGGUAUUGGCCAACAGGUCAAGGGCCACGCCCACGAGAGACACUUGGUUGGGAAGAUGGAGAAGAGGAGACAGGCCAUGCUCAACAUGCCCAAACUUAUUAGGGAAUGGAAAGCAAAAAAAAUUGUAAAAAAAAUGGCCGAGCCAACCCACUACGAGGUGCUAGGCAUCCCGCGGUCCUACCUGGAGGAUGACCGGGACCUCGCCCCCAUCAUCAAGACGGCUUACCACCGGAGCCUGCUCCGGAAUCACCCCGACAAGGCCUUCAACGUGCAGCCGGGCGAGCCGCGCGUCAUCGGCACAGCGCAGAACAGCACAAACUUCACCAUCGACCAGAUCAGCGAGGCGUACGCCGUGCUGUCGGACGUCAAGCGGCGCGCCGACUAUGACAAGGCGCUCAAGACGGCGCGCAACGGCCAGGACCAGCCUGGUAGCGCCGGUAGCGGCAGCGGCUUCCAGACGGGCAUCGAGAACGUCGACCUCGACGAUCUGCAGCUCGACGAGGCGCAGAACCGUUGGUAUCGCAGCUGUCGGUGCGGCAAUGAGCGCGGCUUCUCGCUUGGCGAGAGCGACCUGGAGGAGGCUGGCGACUUCGGCGAGCUUAUCGUCGGGUGCCAAGACUGUAGCCUCUGGCUUCGGGUACACUUUGCCGUUGUGGUCGACGAACACUCUGCUGCAGCACAGGUACCAGGCUGA
Messenger RNA from Phaeoacremonium minimum UCRPA7, 1032 nucleotides. RefSeq names its product putative diphthamide biosynthesis protein 4 protein. The coding region runs from base 1 to 1032 and encodes 343 amino acids. Lineage: Eukaryota; Fungi; Ascomycota; Sordariomycetes; Togniniales; Togniniaceae. The record is from RefSeq and is a predicted model, not a curated record. Gene Ontology annotation, molecular function: structural constituent of ribosome. Gene Ontology annotation, cellular component: mitochondrial large ribosomal subunit. The transcript is spliced from 3 exons.